CUUUACCUACCAGGCUACUCCCCUAGAUUCAGGACUACCUAAUCGCAUUUUGUCUCUAUCAUCUACUCCGUAACUUCCUUCAAAGUUUCCCACUUAUGAAUAGAGGAUCAGCUCAAUUAUUCUAUUUAGGUCUCCCACGCUUAGAAGUAGUUCCUCCAGGGAGAGAGAAGUCAAAGUUGGGCGACGAAGUUUCAGUGUUCUGAUCUUCCUAACUCAUCGCCUUCUCCUCUUUCAGCACAAUGAAGAAGAGUCCCAUGUCUCCCAGAAACCUCAGCUCCAAUGGAAAUGCAACCUUCAUCCAGACUGAGCAUGGCCAUAGUGAUUCACUAUCUCUCUUGAACUCAGAGGGGUCUGUAGAGCAGCCUUUUGUUGAUGGAAUUGAUGAUAAUCUAAUUGAGUUCUCUGAAGCUUUGAGAACGGUUGCUAAAGUGUUAAGGCAAGCUGCUGAGGGAAAGGCGUCUGCUCAAGCUGAGGCCACUGAAUGGAAACGCAGAUAUGAAUUGGAGAGGGAGCAUAAUCAGAAGUUGGAACAAAAGGACAAGCAUAACUCUGAGCAUAGAGACAGAAGAUUAAAUCACUUGAUGGGUCAGCCUGUACAAUCAGAUGGAACUGCUGAAAAAUCUGGAAGGUGCUGUGGUGAGAACGGGAUUUGCUCUCAUGAAGUUCUUCGGAAUGGGGAAGCUGAAUAUAAUACCAAUGUUAUCCCACAUAAGAUGAUGAGAAAGGCUUCCUUUAAGCUAUCAUGGUGUUGUAAAGGUGAAAACAGCAACCAACAUAAGCAUGAUAUUGUCUCUUUUGAAAAGGGAAAUAUAACUACGGCAGAGCGAAGCAGUAAACAGAUUUCUUUGAAGUGGGAAUCUCCCCCCCAAACGGUACUUAUUUUGACUAAACCUAAUUCAGCUGCUGUUCAAAUGCUGUGCUUGGAAAUGAUCAGAUGGUUGAAGGAGCAGAAAAACAUGAACAUUUUUGUGGAACCACGAGUAAGAGCUGAGCUUUUAUCGGAGUUGUCAUACUACCAAUUUGUACAGACGUGGGGUGGUGAAGAAGAGAUCAUGCAACUGCACACGAAAGUUGAUCUUGUUGUAACCCUUGGCGGAGAUGGGACUGUUCUCUGGGCAGCAUCAAUGUUCAAAGGCCCGGUUCCACCAGUUGUUUCUUUUUCUCUAGGCUCUUUGGGCUUUAUGACCCCUUUCCAUAGUGAAGAAUAUAAACAAUACCUUACUUCAAUUCUUCACGGUCCCAUCAACAUUACAUUAAGGCAUCGACUGCAAUGCUAUGUAAUACGAGAUGGUGCUAAAAAUGAAUUCGAAACUGAAGAGCAAGUUCUUGUUCUCAAUGAGGUCACGAUCGACCGUGGAAUUUCAUCUUUUCUCACAAACCUAGAGUGUUAUUGUGAUAACUCAUUUGUCACAUGUGUACAAGGGGAUGGGUUAAUUUUAUCUACAACAUCUGGGAGCACUGCCUAUUCACUUGCAGCAGGAGGGUCUAUGGUGCAUCCUCAGGUCCCUGGCAUACUCUUUACGCCAAUCUGCCCGCAUUCCCUAUCAUUUAGACCACUUAUCUUACCGGAGCAUGUGACCCUUCGAGUGGUGGUGCCAUACAACAGCAGGGGACAUGCAUGGGCAUCGUUUGACGGGAAAGACAGAAAACAAUUGGCGCCUGGGGAUGCACUUAUCUGUAGCAUGGCGCCUUGGCCUGUUCCAACUGCUUGUGAAACUAACUCUACCACCGAUUUCUUACACAGUAUCCACAAUGGCCUUCAUUGGAAUGUCAGAAAGACCCAAUCGUUUGACGGCCCCCGGGAAUCAUGACUUUGGUUGUCUUUCAUUCAAAUAAUAAAAUCAUAUGAAAGCCCUGAAAAUAGAGGGCUCUACAUAUGUAGUAGUGUACUAUUAACUAAAUGCUAACACAAGGACAACUAUAGUAGUAAGCGAAACCACAAUUAAUUUGUAUUGUAGAGGGGCUGUCAUACAAGCUCUGCUUCUCUGUAUCUCAGAUACCUUGCCUUUAGAUACUACCUACAAGUUCUUGCGUACUCUACUUUUGGUUCGGAUCAGAUUAGUGCUGGACAUGGUCUGGUUCCCAGUUUCACAAAGGCUAUAACUGGUACUGGUUCAGG
Molecule: messenger RNA, 2119 nt
Organism: Cuscuta epithymum
Lineage: Eukaryota; Viridiplantae; Streptophyta; Magnoliopsida; Solanales; Convolvulaceae
Source: the annotation of a GenBank genome assembly